AGUGGGUGGGGCUCGUUACACAACAGAGUCCCGCAUCCCAGACCGCAAAGGAUCUUCAAAGGCCCUGAUAUUUUCAGUGUGGGGAAGAAGAGAGAGAGAGAGAGCAUUGGAAAUGGCGGCUAAAGGUAUUCUUGUGGGACUCUUCUUGAUCGCUUGCUGGGCAGUAGUCACCAGGUCGACGCUACACGCGUCCUGCAAGCUCACCUGGACGUUCACUGUGCCGUGUGAUACAGUCCACGACCUGAUCAUCAAGCAGAUGGAAAAGUGGAACUCCAGCAGUCUUUGCCCCACAGGCACCGAGAAGUGUGGAUACACGAUCGACUCAGCCACAAACACUGCGACUGAGAUCAAGGGCACCCACACUACUCCAGUACACCAUUAUGUGGACGAUCUCUCCAUGGGGUUUGAGAAUGACACAAAGAUCUGCACCGUGAAGGGUUACUCCACGUCAGAGGUUAUCUACGCCAUUUUUGAUAAAGGCACCAACUACUGCAACCUCCACAACCUGGUGUCUGGUAGUGGACUCACCAACACCACUAGAUACGGGUUCAAAGAGGUGACUCAUGACAGCGUGUGUACUCAGUACUCUUCUGCCGACUGCUCUAAAUACUAACUGACAUUGGCUAGCUAGCCAGCUAUAUACUGUUAAUUAACUGGUGAUACAGCUUUAAAGAAAACUGUAUGUGUGGUGUGUGCGUCAUUUUGUCAAUCUCAUCAAA
Messenger RNA from Geodia barretti, 719 nucleotides. The record is from the annotation of a GenBank genome assembly. NCBI's taxonomy places the organism in Eukaryota, Metazoa, Porifera, Demospongiae, Tetractinellida, Geodiidae.